Molecule: messenger RNA, 1696 nt
Organism: Phycodurus eques (leafy seadragon)
Lineage: Eukaryota; Metazoa; Chordata; Actinopteri; Syngnathiformes; Syngnathidae
Exons: 6
Coding region: 23-1696 (557 amino acids)
Biological process (GO): protein autophosphorylation; negative regulation of apoptotic process; regulation of mitotic cell cycle
Cellular component (GO): cytoplasm
Molecular function (GO): ATP binding; protein serine/threonine kinase activity
Source: RefSeq, a predicted model, not a curated record
GUGCUCACGAGUUUGAAACAACAUGGAUGUCGACCUCCAGUCAGUUGCAGACACCAGAGAAAGUAGUUCAUGUAUGAAAGACUGUGUGGUGAGGGACCCUGAACGUACAGUCUUAAGGAACCGAGGACUACCCAGCAAGAGACGCUAUGACCCUCUCCCAGAUGCUGGUGGAUCCAGAGAAGUAGCAGCUGAGAAGGCUGUGCGGGCCAAAAGGACCAAACAUUUGAGCGUGAUAACAAGGGUCAAAGCCACCAAGGUGUCAGGCAAGGCUUCAUUGGCUAAGAGGACGAAACGCACGACAAGUGCCAAACUGGAGACCCAUAAAGAGCGUCAGAGGGUCAAAGCCUCUGAGAUAUCAGUGAGGGCUGGACUGGUUAAAGGGACCAAACAGAAGACCGCCACAAAACCAGAAACCCUUCUAAGGAAGCGAAGGAUCAAGACCACCAGCGUUCCAAUUAAGGUCCGGCCCGCUAAGGGGACCAAGCGUAAAGCCGGUACCAAAUCUGAGACCAUUGUGAAGAAGCAGAGAUUUGAAACCACCAAGGUGUCUAUGAAGAUUGUUCAAGCAAAUGUAUCUAAACGGAAGGCUGUACCCAGACCGCAGACCCUCAUGAGUCAGCGCCAAGGUAAAAGUAAUGCACAGACCUUAAUGAGGAAGCACCGAUGUAAAACCAAACCUGAGACCCUCAUGAGAAAGCACAGAGGUAAAACCAAACCAGAGAUGCUGAUGCGGAAAACAAAGAGUAUAGCCAAAAUGGAGACCGUGUCUGGGAAUCGAGGGGGUAAGGUCCAACUGGACAGGCAGAUGCGUAGUCGAGGGAGUAAUGGCAACCCCGAGAUUCGAGCAAGGAGACAAAGGUGUCCAACCAAAUCUGUGAAGACUCUCCCUGGGACCAAAGGGAGGGUCGACACAAAACCGAGACUGCUUAAAAAUAAGCAGAGGGUGAGAGCCGCCAAUGGGUCAGUGAAAGUCAUGACGUCUCAAGGAACUAAACGGAAAGCCAGUACAAAACCAGAGACCCUAACAAGGAGUCAGUGGCUCAAAGCCACCCAGACGUCCAUGGUCCAACAUGCCGAAAAAAGACUCUUGCCCACGACCGGUCACGCCUCGCUUGAGUUCAAGUAUCAGCAGCUCGAGAAGAUCGGCGAAGGAGGCUUCGGAUCGGUCUAUGCGGGCUACCGGAAAACAGAUUCUUUUCCUAACAUAAAGGGGAGGAAUCACGACGUCCCCCUGGAGGCGCUGCUCAUGCUGCAGGCGUCGUGCAUCAAGAACGCAGACGGGAAAUCGGCUGUCGUGUCUCUGAUGGACAAAUACGACUUCGAUCAAGAGCUGGUGCUGGUCAUGGAGAAGCCGGCGCGGUCCGUGGAUCUCUUCACGUACAUCACCAGAUGUCGGCUUGGAGACCUCAAGGAGAAUGAGGCAAAGAACAUCAUGAGGCAGUUGGUGGACGCCGCCAUCAAAAUGCACGCCGUCAACGUCUUCCAUCGGGAUCUCAAACCGGGAAACAUUCUCCUGGAGGCCACCUACGGCGUCCCCCGAGUGCGGGUCAUCGACUUCGGCUGCAGCUGCUUUGUAACCGAGGAGCCUUAUCAUGAUUACACUGAAAAGUCGGCUGGAACAAGUUUGGCUCUGAUCAACCAAUCGGAGGACGGGAAAAUGCUGAUGUCAUCGAGGGCCAGUGCGCUGGCCCUGUGA